Lingula anatina is the source of this 1629-nucleotide messenger RNA. RefSeq names its product matrilin-2. NCBI's taxonomy places the organism in Eukaryota, Metazoa, Brachiopoda, Lingulata, Lingulida, Lingulidae. The record is from RefSeq and is a predicted model, not a curated record.
UAGUUCGAUAGGGUCUGGGAACGGUCGCCAAAAUUACAAGGCCUGGAAAUAAAUCCAGCCCAGAAAUAGACCUGGCUGUCUGCGGGAUUUAGUGAAAGAAGAUUGAAGUUAUUUCCAACAGAAACUAGACCGAGUUUUAUUUUUGUUUUUGUAGACGUUUGGCGACGUGAUUUUUGUCGAUUUCCGUCAUCUCGACGUGAAAAUAUGGGUCGCUUGUGGAGAUUGGCUGUGCUGGGCCUUGCCUUCGUAAUGCUCGAUGAAUUAGGAUACGGAAAAUGCAAUGCUGCCUUAGACAGAGACACUUAUGCAGAAGUCGUUUGUGGGAUAACAGAUAAAGGGAUUGUUUGGAGGAGCUUCCAUAGUUGUGCGGCAGCAGGCAUGGGCGUGCCUACAGUUAGCACAUUUUUUAGAAAUGGUUGCAAGGAUUUGGUGAUAAAGUCCCUACCAGACGUAGCUAAAGCUAAACACCUAGCGUGUAAAAUCCUGGAGAAAAUGGCCAACGAGUGUGUCAGUCUUUACGGGGCAAACGUCUCGGAUUGGCGGGUUGAAACCGGAUGCACUCUGACCACGCCCCCUUUAACCACGCCCAAGACAGCCACACCCACGCCUAUUAGUACUACCAUAAAAGCUUUGUCUACCGCUAAACCAAGUGAAUGUGGCAAGGAUGUCAAAGCGGACGUUCUGUUCGUCAUUGAUGAAUCGAGAAGCGUAGGGCCUAUCAAUUUUGAAAAAGUGAAGAAGUUUUUAGCAGAUUUGGUUCUUCAGUUACCCGUGGCGCAAGACAAGAUCAGGGUUGGAGUUCUCAGUUUUACCCAAAUUGUACACCCGCGUAUUUCCUUGAACGAAUUCGACAAACCACGUGACGUUGCAGACGCCAUUUUGAACAUGAGUUAUCAUGGCCGCCGGACAAACAUUGCGGCGGCUUUGUGGUAUGCUCAACAGACCUCUUUUUCCAAAGCUUCAGGGGACAGAAGCACAGCGCCUAAUUUGUUGUUCCUGUUUACCGAUGGGAGGUCGAGACAGCGCCAAAUAUCUGCGGCAGCAAAUGCCACCAAAGCUGGAAUAGAGAUAUUUACUAUAGGCAUUGGAAGUAACGUGUCGAUUCCGCAAAUUACACAGCUUGCUAGCGAACCAAAGAUCGACCACGUGUUUACAGUGGCGGGAUUUGACGCUCUGGCGACAAUUAAGAGCACACUGGGAGCAAAGUUUUGCGCUGUUAAAGCGAAAAAAUGUGACUCCGACAAAGAAUAUCAGACUAACGUCACUGAGUGUCAACCCACGUGUCCGGGAGCCCCUCAGAACUGCGGCGACCCGACUAAGAUGGUGCCAGAAUCUUGUGUGUGUAAACCGGGCACAAUUCUGGACGGCACUGAUUGCAUUAAGCCAGCUAGCUGUGUGCCUAAAUGCUGGGAUAACGGGAAUGCGUAUCAGGUUGGGGACCAGCUUUUAAUCGACAACUGCAAGACAGAGAUAACCUGCAAUCUGGUCAACGGGAAGGCUUCUCUCUCCAAGAAAGCCGUGUCUUGCUCACCACCGCCAUCUGCCGAGUGUAAGACCGCCAAUGGGACCAGACAGUGUGUGUGCUUGCCAGGUUAUACCGGCGAUGGAUACACCUGUUUACUUGUGUGA